Monopterus albus (swamp eel) is the source of this 4218-nucleotide messenger RNA. RefSeq names its product MIA SH3 domain ER export factor 2 (gene mia2). NCBI's taxonomy places the organism in Eukaryota, Metazoa, Chordata, Actinopteri, Synbranchiformes, Synbranchidae. Bases 87 to 3200 code for a protein of 1037 amino acids. Gene Ontology annotation, molecular function: protein binding. Gene Ontology annotation, cellular component: endoplasmic reticulum exit site; endoplasmic reticulum membrane. Gene Ontology annotation, biological process: endoplasmic reticulum to Golgi vesicle-mediated transport; vesicle cargo loading; protein secretion. The transcript has 27 exons. The record is from RefSeq and is a predicted model, not a curated record.
AACAGUUUAGAGGCAAUGUCCACUUGCACAAGUGGCUGUAAUUAUUGUCCCAACAAUAUGCACAUUUUCUCUUGAUCCACUACUGUAUGAAUCAUCAAAUAGCAAGAAUGGCUUUUUCACAGGCUUUUCAACUCCUGCGGAUUACAGGCAUAGCUUUUGUAAUUUUACCUUACUUCAGUCUGGGGCUGUUGUCUGACUACAAGAUCUGUGGAGAUUCUGAAUGUGAAAGCUUGAUGAGCAGGGUGCAGGCCAUCAGGGACCACCAUGGUAAGGACUGCCGUUUCCUGAACUUCAGACAAGGAGACACCAUCUUUGUUUACCACAAACUGAUGGGAAAGAGGGAAGAUCUCUGGGCAGGCACUAUUGACAAACAGUUUGGCUAUUUCCCAAAGGAUGCAGUGCAAGAGGAGCAGGUUUAUGCAACUAUGGAGAAAGUAGUGCAAACACAGAAAUCAGAUUUUAUCUGUAUGAAUGAGUUUGGCUACCCCAUUGACUCCAGUCAUCUGGACAGUGAUGAUGAUGACAACAAUCAAAAAAUCCCAAACGAGGAGUCAAAAACCACCCAAACUGACCAAUGCACUGAUGACACUAGUGCUGAAAGUCCUUCAGCAUCAGUAAAUCCCUUUACAGAAUCUCCAGUUUCAGCACAGCAAUCUGAUGGCACAUCAAUAGAAGAAGGUGAAAACAAAAAUGCUGCUGAUGCUCCUGGCAGGAUUCACAAGGAAGUACAGGAGACUCCUGCAGUUCUGAUUGAACAAGAAGUGAUGAAGCAAAUUCUGGACUUUGUUCGUCAGAUCACUGAAGACUCAGCCUUUCAUGUUCAUGCAGUGAGAGAGCUCCUCAUGUGCAUUACUGUGCAGGUGGUCUCAGCGCUGCCUGAUGACUUCAGACCUGGGCCAGACCUAUAUGGGUUGCCAUGGGAACCAGUCAUCAUAUCCAGUCUGGUGGGGUUAGUGACUGUGCUGUUGUUCACCUGUAGAUGUUACAGCUCUGUCAAAAGCAGAAUGUAUCGAAAUAAAGAGCAGUGGAUGGCUGAGCAGGUUGCACAGCUACUGGAUGAUAAGUGUCAAGUCCUUGAGACGCUCAGUAGAUGUCAACAAGAGUAUGAUGAGCUGGAGGACUCACUGAGGGACAGUGGUGUCUUAGCCCAAACUCAAAAGACAGAACAUCUGGAGGUCAAAGCCAAGCAGUUGGAACAUGAUAAAACUGAGCUGGAGAGGGACCUAGAAGAGCUGAAGGAUCAACUGGAUCGGCAAAGAAAACAUCGGACGGAGCAAGAGAGGAGGAUAACAGUGCUUGAGGAGAGCAUGAAAACAUUCGAAGAAGAAACCAAAGCCCUGCAGUCACAGGAAGAACAGGCACAAACUACUCUGAAAGUAUACAAAAUGAACAGCGAUAGACUACAGAGGAAUCUGGAAACAGCCGGAGAAGAGAGCACACUGCUACAGGAGAGCAAUGCUCAGUUGAGGCAACAGGUGGAGGGAUGGGCAGAAAGAGUGAGUGAGUUGGAGGCGGACAUGAGGAGGUGUGAAGUUGCCCACAGUGGGAUGCAGCAGGAUGUGGCCAAUAAGGAUGAGCGUAUAAUGUCCCUGACAGACCGCCUGCUGAGAAUGAAGGCUUGGGAUUCAGACCUGGAGGAAGAGGAGGGUGGGGAAGGAGGAGAGAAGGAGGUGUCCAGUGGGACAGCAGGAAAGGGAGAUAAGAAUGGAAGAACAGACAUAAUGGACACACAAGGCCAACUCCAGAAAGUCCAGAAGCUCAUUUAUGCUGCCAAGUUGAAUGCAGACCUGAAAUCAGUAGAUGAGGAGAAGGACAGAGUAUUUGCCAAACUGAAUGAUGAAGUUAAAGCUAAAGAAGACCUGCAAAUGAGCAUUAAGGAGCUGGAGAAUGAGAAAUUAUCUCUGCAGUCAGAUGCUGAGCACUACACAGAUCAGGUCCAGCGGUUACAACAGAAACUCCAGAUUAUGACAGAAAUGUACCAGGAGAAUGAGCUCAAGUUGCACAGACUGCUGACAGUCGAGGAGAAGGAACGCCUGCAAAAAGAAGAGAAGUUACAUAAAGCAGACAAAAACAUUGCAUUGGCCAUGGAGGAACUCAACAAUUACAGACAACGAGCAGAAGAGGUGCAGGAGGAGCUGGAUAAAACCAAACAUUCUUACCAAACCCAAAUAUCAGCGCAUGAGAAGAAGGCUCACAAUAACUGGCUGGCAGCCCGAGCAGCAGAGAGAGAACUAGCAGACAUCAGGAGAGAGAAUGCCCUCCUUCGACAGAAGCUGACAGACACACAGUUUAAACUAGAUGCCCUUGAUAAAGAUCCCUAUGCCUUGAAGAGUCUGGCUCGACCACUGCCUUUUCGAGCUGAAAGGUCACCAUACGGUCCUUCUCCUCUGGGUCGACCAACAUCUGAAACCAGACCUUUCCUGUCCCCUCCUACACUAAUGGAUGGGCCUCCUGCUAGAUUGUCUCCCAGAAUGUUCUGUGGUCCAGCAGAGCCCCCAGGUGGCCAAGGUGACUUGGAGCGGAGUGGUGGUCCUCAUUCAGACAGUGGCUCAAACUCUCCUAUAUGGGAAAGAGAUCGCAGGGGACCCCCACCAGAACCCCCUGGCCCUCCUGGACCCAUAGGACCUCCAGGCUACCUGUUCUCUGAACCAGGAGGGCCUAUGUACAGGAGACCUCCACCUCCUCCAGGAGCACUGGGCCUUUUGCCUCCUCCUGGCUGUCUCCCACCCGGCCCACGUCUUCCUCAUCCCAGGGGUGUCACUUCUGCUGCUCCACCAGGAGCUCCCCUCCCUAAAGACAUGACAGAUGGUGCGCAUAGAGAAAACAGCUUUGGACCAGGUGAACUGGAACAUAGUGAGUCUGGUCCCGGUGAACGAAGGAGUCCCCCUGAAGCACAUUCAUGGAUGGGUGGCCCACCCCCUCCUGAUUUCUACCCACCAAAGGGACCUGGGGGUCCUCCUAUGAUGCCUAUGUGGGCUCCUCCACCCCGAGGAAUAAUGUUCCCUUCUCGCUUCCCUCCCCUUGGACCUCCUCUUCAACCCGCUCCUUGCCCUCACUAUGUACCCCCCAUGCGGCCCCCUCCACCUGAUGGAUUCCCGCUUACUUCCAUGGGUCCUUCUCCUUCUCAGCAGUCCCUCCCUUCCCCACCACAUAGCCAGUCACCAGAGGAGUACACGCCCUCACCUGAAGAUGCCAUUUGAGCCUGAUCAAGUUUCUACUUGAGCUGUGAGGUGAUGUGUUUCUGGAAAAAAUGUAACUCUGUGGUAGAUGGACAGCAGUCAGGUUGCAAUUUUUACCUUUCCAUUUUCUGUAAAAUCUAUUUAUUAACCAGGAGGAUGUGCUGGAUGAAGUGUGUUAGUGAAGGUGAGCCACCAGCCUUCAUUUGCCCACUCUUUUGUCUCCCUGCUUCAGUCUUUCUCUAUUCAUAUGCUCUCUUGCUCUCUCUCCUGCCUGCUUUCUUUCUGUUAUUCUCAUCUGCUCUGUCAUCAUCCAGCUACAUCUGGCGUGGUUCUAGUUAUGAAGUCACAGUGACAGCAGUUAGGUUGUGUUGUGUAAUUUCACAAGCACCCUAAUCUGUACAUGUGCAUGGGAAUGUUGCCAUGUGAACCAGAAAUGGUUGCUUGUUUGCUUGACAAUGUGGAAAAGCUUUUGAUGGGACUUCAGUUGAAAUGUGUGCAUUUUGUGCUGCAUGUUUCGUAUGUGGCAGUAUUUGACUUAUGGCAUUAGUCAGCAUUUCAUCCCAAUGCACAGAAUAAGAAAUUGAGAUAAUCAAGGCCUAAAACAGUGUAUUUUGUUUUACUGGUGUCAUCUACAUUUAGCAAUGUGUUGUACUCUUGGUUUCAGCAACACUUAAACCAGGUCACAUCAGGCCUUGUUUUGUCUGUGACUGAACUGAAUUGAUUUUAAAGUCUUUUAAAUAUUUCUCAAAGGUCAAAAUGAGACUGUUUCAUAACAUAAUUACAUGUAUAACUUCAAAUGUAUGUAUAAUUUCACUCACUUCCCUGUGGGAGCUUAAGAUUUGGAACAGAGGAUCAACAGUGAUCUUGUUACACUGACUUGCAUAUGGCCCAUGCUUAAGAAAAAUGGCUUAUAGUAGCCACUGCAGCUGAAGCAAGCUGGGUGGUGAAUUCAUGGACUGACGUCAAAGCCAGAAAGAUGACAACUGUGUGAAUUUGGUAAAAAGUGAUUAUUAAUAGAUUAUUAAAGACUGUUCAUUUA